CAUCUGUGAAAUUCAUUAAUUGUGAUAAAUAAGUAGACGUAAACAUUGGCUGAUAACAGUUGAUUAAUUUCGCAAAUUAACAUGGGUAAUUGAUAGUAAAUUCAUGUCUAGAAUCCGCCGAAUUUGAUGUGGACUGCGGAAAUUCAAGAUGGUAAUAUAACGUUGAGCUCAACGACCACAGGUACAUCUAGCACGAGCAAAAGACCUUUAGAAUUAUCCAUUAACGAUACCAGGGACGUACUCGUAAAUCCCACCGUACACACAUCUACCUCACAAUGCUCCGGUGACAAACGUCUAAAAACCAUCAUCCCUUGCGAACAACACGAACAAAAACAACACACCAGGACAGAUCACCAUAUUAGUAUGAAAGAAGUUAUACGUAAAUGGCAACUUGAUAAUUUGGCGAAAUGUGUUUUCGACAACACCCUCAACAUGGUGUUGGACCGUCUCCCCGAAGAAGCUACCACUGUCAGGCAAGAAACGCUUAAUAUGGCCAAUAAUUACAAUAUCGAAGACGAAGCUGUCCUGAUGGCUAUCGAAGAGCACGGAUUACAUCAACAGACACAAUCCGAUGAUUCUCCAUUGUCAUCCUCUUCCACAGAAGACUCUUCUUGUUGUUCAAGUUCGGCUGACUUUUACCAGCGUACAAAUUCAACUACCAUUGAUGCCUAUUCCCAUGGUCCAGAUAAUCAGGAAUUUAAUUUCGAAAAUAAUUUCCUAGUUACCGCUGUAUCAGCGGCCAUCGAAGAGAAAGGUCUUACCAUGUACAUAUAAUGUUUGAAAAUUUUGUAUGUCGUACAGUAUUUGUCUAUUCAGGUAGAUUCCAGGUAUGCCACCGAUUCUCAAACGUGCUAUAGCUUUAAAAUGUAAAAUAUAUCGAGUGUUCUCUUUUUAUUCCUAUUGAAUAAUUAUGCUUUUUAGUUGUGUAUUGAUUGGAAAAUCCUCCUUGUAAGAAUCGUCCAGCCUUACGUGAUUUUCAUUUUGUUAUUAGCGUGCUAUUUUUUUUCUUUUUCAGUUAUAGUUUUAAUAUUUUUAUAAUAAAUAUUUAAAAUGUAUAAUAAAUAUUGAUAAAUAAUGUAAUCAACUAUCA
This is a messenger RNA of Planococcus citri (citrus mealybug), 1090 nucleotides long. RefSeq lists its product as uncharacterized. NCBI's taxonomy places the organism in Eukaryota, Metazoa, Arthropoda, Insecta, Hemiptera, Pseudococcidae. Bases 127 to 774 code for a protein of 215 amino acids. The record is from RefSeq and is a predicted model, not a curated record. The transcript has 2 exons.